Molecule: messenger RNA, 1117 nt
Organism: Vicia villosa (hairy vetch)
Lineage: Eukaryota; Viridiplantae; Streptophyta; Magnoliopsida; Fabales; Fabaceae
Exons: 5
Coding region: 14-643 (209 amino acids)
Source: RefSeq, a predicted model, not a curated record
UUUGGUUUAAAUAAUGCAGAAAGUGAGUUGUGAAAAUCGAGAAAGAGCGUCGAAUCCUCAACAUCCCUAUAGAAAGUCACGUCUAGGGUGUGCUCGUCUUGAAGCUGAUAUGGUAGAAGAGUCGGGAGUUGAUGAGAUAAAUCGUUCUCAAGUGUGGAAAGCUGCCCGCGUCAAUAAGGAUGGGGUGAUUGAUAAUGAGAAUGUUCAAAGAGUUGUGGAUCAAUGUGAGAAGUUAACAGAAGCUCUGACAGAAGAAGAGAGACAAGACAUUGGUCCUACGGACAUAUUAUUUGAGGCUCUAAAUCUCCCAAACUAUUCUGGGCGUGUUAGGAGUUACGGUUUUGGGGUAUGUUCUAAGGACAUAUUUCCACGCCAAAUUCGCCCCACACAAAUGGACUUUCAAAAAUUGUAUGGCUUUUGCAACACACUCAAAAGUAGAUUGGAGGUGCUAGAGAGAGAGAAGUUGGAGAGAGAUAAGUUGGAUAGAGAAAAGAUAGAGAGGCAAAAAACUGAAGAAGUGGUUGAGAAAGAACAACCUGAAAAAGUGGCACAGAGCUUGCAACAACUUGAAAAAGUGGAAGAAAGUCAACAACUUGAAAAAGUGGCAGAAAGACAAAAUCUCAACAAGUGUCAAAGAACUUGAAGCAGCGUGAAAAAGGGACACAAAGGCAAGAACCAAGUGAUAAAGGUUCUUGCAACCCUGGAUCAUUUGGAAAUAUUCCCGAGGGUCUCUUUCCUGUUAAUAUAUAUUUAUCAUCGCCGAGUCGGUGUUUGGUUGCUCGUGACAAACUAUAUAACACCAAAGGUAACACAGUGCAGGGCAUGACGUUACCACCUGGAUAUGUCAAGGUUAAUAUCGAAGUUGCUAUUGUGCCAAAUGCUCCGUUGCCGAUAUCUGUUGAUGGUGGAGAUGUAUCGAUGGUUUGUCAUGGAAUAGGAACAAUUGUGCCACGGCCAAUGAAACUUCUUGAAUUUGUUGCUGAAUGUGAAAAGAAUCCUGAUCAAUCCCAAAACAAAGCUAAGAAUACCCAACGAAGUGUUGAUUCUGUUUCAUCACCUAACAAAAGCAACAAAAAAUCCAAAAUUGAAGAGUCUCCUAGAGUUGGCGGUUCAACCG